Xiphias gladius (swordfish) is the source of this 2627-nucleotide messenger RNA. RefSeq names its product matrix metallopeptidase 9 (gene mmp9). The record is from RefSeq and is a predicted model, not a curated record. The transcript is spliced from 13 exons. Gene Ontology annotation, biological process: proteolysis; extracellular matrix organization; collagen catabolic process. Gene Ontology annotation, molecular function: metalloendopeptidase activity; zinc ion binding. Gene Ontology annotation, cellular component: extracellular matrix. NCBI's taxonomy places the organism in Eukaryota, Metazoa, Chordata, Actinopteri, Istiophoriformes, Xiphiidae. The coding region runs from base 1 to 2073 and encodes 690 amino acids.
AUGAGAUGCUGUGCUUUAGUUGUGUGUUUAGUUUUGGGGAUAAGCAUGCAGGAUGGAUGGAGCCGUCCCCUGAAGUCCACCACCGUCACCUUCUCAGGAGACAUCAUCAAAAACAUGACUGAUACAGAGCUGGCAGAAACUUAUCUGAAGAAGUUUGGCUACCUAAACACAGUGCAUCGCAGUGGCUUCCAGUCUAUGGUGUCCACCUCCAAGGCGCUGAAGAGGAUGCAGAGGCAGAUGGGGUUGGAGGAGACUGGAGAGCUGGAUAAGUCCACCCUGGAGGCCAUGAAACAGCCUCGAUGUGGGGUUCCAGAUGUGGCCAACUACAAAACCUUUGACGGAGACCUCAAGUGGGACCAUAACAACGUCACCUAUAGGAUCCUUAACUAUUCUCCAGACAUGGCGAGCUUUCUGAUUGAUGACGCCUUUGCCAGAGCCUUCAAGGUGUGGAGUGAUGUGACCCCUCUGACUUUUACCCGUCUCUUUGAUGGAACCGCUGACAUCAUGAUAUCAUUUGGAAAAACUGACCACGGAGACCCAUACCCAUUCGAUGGUAAGGAUGGCCUUCUGGCCCAUGCUUAUCCCCCUGGUGAGGGUAUGCAGGGAGACGCCCACUUUGACGAUGAUGAGUACUGGAGCCUGGGUAAAGGACCAGCUGUGAAAACUCUCUAUGGGAAUGCGGAUGGUGCCAUGUGCCACUUCCCCUUCACUUUUGAGGGCAAAUCCUACACCACCUGUACCACUGAUGGCCGUUCAGACGACCUGCCAUGGUGCGCCACCACAGCUGACUACAGCAGAGACAAGAAAUACGGCUUCUGCCCAAGUGAACUUCUGUACACAUUUGGAGGAAACGCCAACGGAGCUGAGUGUGUAUUCCCCUUUGUUUUUCUGGGGAACGAAUAUGACAGCUGUACCACAGAGGGCCGCAGUGAUGGUUACCGCUGGUGUGCCACCACAGACAACUUUGACAAAGACAAGAAAUAUGGAUUCUGUCCCAGUCGUGACACCACUGUAAUUGGUGGCAAUUCUGAGGGAGAGUCCUGCCACUUCCCCUUUGUGUUCCUGGGUAAGGAGUAUGACUCCUGCACCAGUGAGGGACGAGGAGAUGGCAAGUUGUGGUGCAGUACCACUGACAACUAUGAUGAAGACAAGAAAUGGGGCUUCUGUCCUGAUCAGGGUUACAGUCUGUUCCUGGUGGCAGCCCAUGAGUUUGGACAUGCCCUUGGCCUGGAUCACUCCAACAUUAGAGAGGCUCUCAUGUUCCCCAUGUACAGCUAUGUGGAAGACUUCUCCCUGCACAGAGAUGACAUUGAAGGCAUUCAGUAUCUCUAUGGACCGAAAACAGGCCCUGAUCCCACCCCCCCUCAGCCUGACAGCACCACCACUGCCCCCUACCCUGACCCUGACGAGACCGACCCCACAGAUGAGCCUGAACCCACCGAACCCACCACCACUACCACCACACGACCUGUGGAUCCAACCAAAGAUGCCUGCAAGCUGACCAAAUUCGACACCAUCACUGUGAUUGAGGGAGGACUACAUUUCUUCAAGGAUGGACAUUACUGGAAGAUGUCCAGCCGGAGUGACAAAGUCAAUGGACCAUUUUCUAUUUCUGAGAGGUGGCCAGCUCUGCCAGCAGUCAUUGACUCUGCUUUUGAGGACCUUCUGACCAAAAAAUUGUACUUCUUCUCAGGGACCCGAUUCUGGGUGUACACAGGGAAGAGUGUUCUGGGACCCCGCAGCAUAGAGAAGCUCGGCCUCCCCAACAGCAUUCAGAAGGUAGAGGGAGCACUGCAGAGGGGGAAAGGCAAAGUGCUGCUCUUCAGUGGGGAGGAGUACUGGAGACUUGAUGUGAAGGCCCAGAAAAUCGACAAUGGGUAUCCCAGAUACACAGAUGUCGUCUUUGGUGGCGUCCCCAAUGAUGCUCAUGAUGUAUUCCUGUACAAAGGUCACAUCUACUUCUGCCGGGACCGCUUCUACUGGCGUAUGAAUUCCCGCAGGCAGGUGGACCGUGUCGGCUAUGUGAAAUACGACCUCCUCAGGUGCUCAGAUUCUUCAGGGUCUCGCUACUGAGGAGAUGAACGCACAGGGAUGAGCUUGAAAUCGGAUGUCAGGGAGAAUGUGAUGCAGUAUUUGUGUGCAGUGCCUGUUGUAUGAUGUGUACGCUAUCUGGGAUGUAAAUAAUUGGCCAUCAUUGAUGUUGGCAAAUUCUGUCCGAUAACCUGUGAACUGAUAUGAUAUGAUGUUAUGGUGGCCUACAAUUUGAGACAAUAACCACAUUUUAUAAUAUUCUCAAAAGCUAUCUGGAUCAUAUUCCAGAUUUGCUGAAUAAUUUCUUUAUGUCUGACAGGUUCAGACUCUUAACAGUAUUAGGUUAUUUUUGGUAUUUAUAGUAAUAUCUAAUAUUAUUUUUGUGUCCUAAAGCUUAUUUGUUUUGUAUAAUUGUAUUUGUGUAUUUCUGAAAAUGGCUUCAAAGCCCAUUACUUGCACUGGAAGACAAUGCAUGUCUCCUUCACUGAAAUUAUUUAUGAGACUGAUAUGUUUUGUAAUUAAGUUUUAACUUUAAAUGCAAUAAACAUUCCAUGAGAACUACCUACAACUGUCAGCUGUCUCACUCAUUCACGAAA